Fusarium odoratissimum NRRL 54006 is the source of this 345-nucleotide messenger RNA. RefSeq lists its product as uncharacterized. The transcript has 2 exons. The record is from RefSeq and is a predicted model, not a curated record. Lineage: Eukaryota; Fungi; Ascomycota; Sordariomycetes; Hypocreales; Nectriaceae. The coding region runs from base 1 to 345 and encodes 114 amino acids.
AUGGUCCUGUUUCUGGUAAUCAGCUUGUCUGCCUCCCGGGAACCAUACAAGUCCGCACUGACGAGGCAGACCCAAGUCGUAAUAGAAUUUGAGGAAGCCCUCCGCAGAAUGGUCGACGGACCAGUCAUCGAUCUCUCGUCCUCUUUCAUCCUUGUGGUUAAUCAGAACAACCACUUUAACAAGGAGACUACUAGAUCCCAGUCCACUAUAGCGUCAUUUACUGCUUUACUUCGACAAGCCAGGGUAGAUGGAAAGUCGGCCUGGAAAGAGCUUUCUAAAUGCGCCAAACUUGGUGUUAGGAAAGAGGAUGUUAACACCUGUGGCGCCCGUCAUGAAAUCUCAUGA